Setaria italica (foxtail millet) is the source of this 891-nucleotide messenger RNA. RefSeq lists its product as uncharacterized. The transcript is spliced from 2 exons. The record is from RefSeq and is a predicted model, not a curated record. Lineage: Eukaryota; Viridiplantae; Streptophyta; Magnoliopsida; Poales; Poaceae. The coding region runs from base 19 to 867 and encodes 282 amino acids.
CACCAUGGCCGCGUCCUUAUGCACGACGUGGGAAAGCAAUACUUCAUGGUGUGGGAACCCAUCACCGGCAAGCUGUGCCGAAUUUCGAAGCCCUCAUCGUUCAGCCCCUAUCAGAUGACAUUGACAGCUGCAGCAAUUGUUUGCGCUUCCACCGACAGAGGCCACAUACACGGUGCUUGCCACUCGGAUCCCUUCCAGGUGGUCGUAGUAGCUGGAGACAGUGAACGAUUUUAUGGCUGUGUUUACUCAUCAGAGACCAGGGCAUGGGGCAAUUUGUUCUGGAUAAUGCGGCCGCCGCAAAUCAGGACAACCCGUGCUACCUAUGGUAGCCAACUUUUCAGGAAUUCCAUUUGCUUGUUGCUUAUUGAAGAGAAGAUUGCCAUCCUUGAGUUUGAUUGGUCUAGACAAAACCUAGUAAUCAUUGAUGUACCGUAUGCACUCGACUUCUAUGACUUUUUCACUGCCAGGUCCCAAUUCUUGAUUAAGCUGUCUGAUGGUGGUGGUCUCAGCUUCGUGGCUCAAAAGGUCUUUACUGUACAUGUAUGGAAGAGGACGUCUGAUGGUGAUGGUGUUGCAACAUGGAUGCUUGUGAAUACUAUUGAUCUGAGCAGCGUUCUUUCUCUUGGGCUGCCAGAGGAUUUGUGGAUGCACCUAGUAAUACUAGCGUCGGAUGGUGAUGGUAAUGUGCUUUUCAGAAAGACUAGUAGUCGAGUUGUCUACGUGGUGAAUCUUGAGUCAAGGAAGGUUAAGAAACUUCCUAAAACAUAUCCCUUCAAAGUUGGUCAUCCAUUCUCAAGUUUCUACACCCCAGGUAUGCAUCUUAAUACUGGACAUGAUAAUGAAGUUCAAAAAAUUUCUGGAGCAUAAAAUGAUUGUCUGGAAUAUGAUACC